Myiozetetes cayanensis is the source of this 11913-nucleotide messenger RNA. RefSeq lists its product as uncharacterized. The coding region runs from base 1 to 1245 and encodes 414 amino acids. The transcript is spliced from 8 exons. Gene Ontology annotation, cellular component: perinuclear region of cytoplasm. The record is from RefSeq and is a predicted model, not a curated record. NCBI's taxonomy places the organism in Eukaryota, Metazoa, Chordata, Aves, Passeriformes, Tyrannidae.
AUGUCCCUCUCCUCCCACACAGCCUCUGGCAGCCCUCUGGCCGAGUUGGAGCACAAUCUUUCAACCUGCCAUUCUGCUGCUGAAGCGAAACUGUACCGGCAGGUUGUGAGGCAUUUCCAUUUUGUGGCAUACACAGUCUUUUCAGAGCUGGGAGCCUCACACUGGCGCUCCAGGGACUUCUGGCUGCUCACACUGCUAGUAGUUUUGCUUUGGUUCGUGAGACUUUACAUGCACUAUUUGAGCCAAUGGCUCUUCCUUCAGAUCAUCUCAGUUCCUGUUACAAAAUUCCAGCUCUUUCCUCACACUGUUGAACUGUGUUACCAGAACUCCUUGCUGCACACCAGUGAAGAGUUGGUCAUGGUUAUGGUGGGACCCCUAACCUUGAAUGCAGGGCUGCUUCUUAUGGUCCUGAUCAGAUGGGGCUGUCAGCAGCUGUUUGACUCAUUUCCUUCCUUCUUGUCAAAGUUUAUCAUAGCUAUGGGACUAUGGACAGUGCUAGACCCCUUGGCAGUGUUAGUAGUGGAUUCAUUCCUGGGGCGAUUUGGGAACAGUGUAGACAAACCCAUUGCUGAUGCUGCAAAGCUCUCCUGGGUCUUUCUAAGAGCUGAAGAGUCAGGGGUUCCUGGUGCCUUAAUCACUGUGAUGCUCUAUACAAUCCUGUUCAUGAUCUCAUCGACAGUAUUGUACCUGUAUUUUUUAAGGCUACAUAGCGAAGGUUGGCUGUUGGAUGUAUUUCGACGUAUUCAUGGUGAGGAAGGCACAUUCUUUGUUCCACUGGACUUCGAGAUUUCCAGUCAGGAGCUGAGCUACAUUAUAAAGAGGGCUGAGCAGUGGAGAGGAAUCAAUGGUGAAAGACGGAUGGUGGCAGUGUCUGAUUACAUCUGGAAGGACCACGCCAGCCAGCCUGGUGUCUCCAGCUGUGACCUCCAGCACCAGGAUGAAAUCCCUGACUCUGCAUCCAGCUGGAAAGGUAGCACCACUGUUCACGUCUCUGUCUACACUGUUCACCUCAGCGGCUUCCAGGAGCUCUACAGGCACUUCCUCCGGCUACCUGAUGGGGCUAUCAUUGAGGCAUUUGGUGAUAUUAGUGAAGAAAGUCUUUUGUGUAAUGAAAUGAACACAGCACAGGAGUGCACAAGUGAAAUGGACAGUGUGCUGUAUACAUCUACAGAAAUCAAGCUGAGGGAGAGGAAAAAGAGUACAGCAAGGUGGAAAGGAAAUCCAGUUGUCUCUGACAAGAGCUAGUUCCUGCAGUCAUGCAUAUUCCAUGAAGUUGUUUACAUCCUGAUCCACAUCCAUGGUAUGGUUACUGUCUGAUAGGAUUUAUAUUUCUGACAACCACAUCCCUAUAUGUAAAGUGUUGUCCUGCAAAUGCUCCAUCUGUAGCUCUUCUGUGUCUUCAACAAGCUUUGCAGUGUGGUGAGCUCAUGGGAUCAGAUAACAGAUCAUGCAAACAUUAUUAUUUCGUAUUAUUUUUUUUCCCUCCAAAUUGUGGGACACUCCUGGAUUUCUCAGGUUUAUUUGUUCCUACUUUUUCAGGUUUGCUUGUACCUACUAGCUGUGGUGGGGAAAAUGUUGCUUAUUUGUCUUUCAAGUUUCAUGACUAAAACAGUGACAGCAUUGUCAGUAAUUGUUCAAAGCACAACGUGAUUGUAAUUACAAGACUGCAAAAAUGCCCAGAAGAGGAACAAUGAUGACUUCAUCUUCCAGUUCUGUAACCAAGGUACAACAGGCUGCAAAAUUUACAAGAUCCCACAGACUGUUUCUCUGAGGUCUUCAUGGUGACCAUACCUGCUUCCCCAGGAGCUACAGAAGCUUAAAGUAAUCUGGAGAUAAUCCUCAUGCUUUCUUAGUAGUAUUAAAAUAUUGCUCAUUGGUUUGAACUAGUCAGUGCCUAUUUUAUUUAGCUCCAUACAAAUGCAUCAGAAAUUAAAUCCAUCCCCCAAAGGCAAGAACUAUGAGAGACAACAGAAGGAGAAGAUGGGAAGGGGAACAUUGGCAAGAAAGGUAAAAUCAUUUGUACAAGGCCACCAAAAUCAGAGGCAAAUGUAGAAAUAUAGGGACAAAUCUCAGUGUCUCUGACUCUUAGUCUUCCCUGUGGUAGGAUCCUUUUUGUCCUGAAAAUGCAGUUGGAAAAGGGAAGAGUCUCACCUUACUGCUGUUUUGAAUCAUUUAUGCAGAAUGCUGUAAUCUAUUAAUUUAGUAAUCAGUGAGAUUUUUCUAGCAUGUAUGAUCUUCUGGUGUACCUUUGUUCACACUGGUAUGGGAAAAAUUUUUCAGAUGCAUUUACCUUUACAAGAUCUUACCCAAUAUAUACUGAGCCUUGUUGCUUAAUUUUGUUACUUAAAUCUAUUCUCAUUCACCUGAAUAAUCAGUAAAUUACAUUAGGUAGUAAGGUGAAUGUUUAAAUGUCACUCCUGAGAACAGUUUUUCUUUGGGUUUUCAAGAUAACAAUCUGGUUUCCAUUUUUUUCUGGUUUUUUUCCCUGAUUUAUUUGUGUGUAUAUGCAUAUGUGUGUGGCUAUUUCAUGAGUUACACCCAGACAGAAAUAGUGUUUAAAUCUUCUGAAUAUUUACAAGAAGUGAUGUGAUUUGUGUGACUUCUAUUGCACCAGAUAUUACUUCAAUGACUUCUCCCUGUCAUAACAGGAAUAAAAUUGCCUUUUUAAUGUUUCCUUUGCCUGUUGAUACUUUAAACCGCUGUACAUAACUUUGAAAAAGAAACUAACUGAAAAGACAUCAUUCAGUCUCAGAAUUUUUCUGUGGAUUUUUUUCUACCUGAUCAGCAUUAUGCUUUUCACCAAUUACCCCACAAUACUUAAUGCCACGCAGUGUGGUGGAGGCUGCUGGGAUUGCUUUUGUGCAUGAGUGUCCUGUGCUGUGAGUUAAGAUGGUGAUCUUGCACUUUUUGGGUGACCGUACCAAGAAGACAGCGUGCUGUGGGCAGCAUCAUACUGUGUGCAUCUACUUGGCCUCAGUUUUGUCUUUCAGUGUGAGUGACUCUAAUGGUAAAAAUCCCUUUGGGCAAUAUUAAUACCCUAGGUUUCCUACCACUGAGUUAUGAUAUCCCAGUCUGGUUCUGUGAGAUUUUGACUUCAGUGUUGGUUAUAGAGUGUUGGUAGGUAGUCUGAUGGCAGGACUGACUGUAUGUGCAGAACCACCAUACCUUCAGUUCUAAUAGGAUUGUGCUGACUUUUUAAUAAAUGUGGAUCUGGUCUUGAGACUUUGAUCAGCAUGAAGGACUUGACUGACCACUUUUACUCCCUCAGUUAUAUUGGAAUGUCUACACUGACUUUCAUCUGAUCUGGGAUGUAAAAUUUUGUACAUUACAUAUUUGUGAAAGCUGAAUUUAAAGUAUGCUUAAAUAUUAAGUGAUCUACCUUGCUUUAUUUUUUUUGCCUGAAAAUGUAACAUCCUGCCUAUUAAUUUUGAUUACUUGCAUCCCAUGAGUUCCCAUGUUUGUUGGUCAAUAUACAGUGGGUGGCAUUCGCUUUGAAAUUGUUUUCUGAAGUGCUCUUAUCAGCAACAUCAUCCAUAAUACUCAGUUAUAGUUGGAUAGUAAUUGCCUGUCUAUGCAGUGUUCCUUUACAACAAUUUUCUCCUGUGUAGCUAUACAUAUGUAGUCAUUACUGAAAAGUGUAAAUAAAGAAUCCUUUUAGUGGUGUAGUUUCCCUGGGUACCUACUGUGCUCUUAUUAUCUAAAACAUACUCCCCAUCUGUAGUUCUGUUCUAUUAAAGGAUAAAGACAUAACUAUGAAUUAAAAAUUAAAAUGCUUGUUGUAGAUUGGAGAGCAAGGUCUAAUAGAAUAUAUCUGGUGUUAGGCUCACAGUACAGUAGAUAGAUUACACUAAGCACCAGUUAAGCAAGGGGAUGAAAAAUGAGUGAUUUUCAUCAUUCAGUUAAAUAUAGUGCUAAGUGGUAUGUGCUAGCAUUAAAAGCAAAUUACUUAGCACUUCACCAAUCACAGCAUGAGAGCAUUCCAUUGGAAGCAGUAUUUCCAGUGAUGCUCAGUCCUCAGUUUUAUUAAAUAAAUCAGCUGUUAAUGCUUAAGGAAGCAGUAGAAGACGUAUUGCUAUGAUAAUAUAAAGAUUGAAAAUGUAAAAAUAAAGAGAAGUCUGUGCCUCAUUUUAAUUAAAUGUGCUAAGAAAACCUCCCUCUCUCUUAACAACAAAACUUCAAAGUGCUGGCAAAUCUGUAAUUUCCUGUACUUUUUUUAGGUCCUCCUUUCUUCCUAAUGAAUAUGACCUUUCUUUUUUUUUUUCUUCUUUAUAAUGACAUCUUUUUUUCUCAUAAAUCUGCUGACAUGUCACUGAACAUUUUGAUGAGCUUUUCUGAUUCCCUCCUAUAUCUCCUUGAUAGGAUAUUAUUAUCCAGUAAUCUAAAGAUAGGGAACCUAAUCCUCAGCACAGGUACUACUCAGUUAAAGACAAUGGAGAUGUGAGAAUUUACAGCGCAAGAGGUUUUGACACUGAGGCCUACCUCUAUAUCCCCUAGCAACACUAUUUCCUCCACAGCAAUGGUCAUUGGGAGAUAGUCAAAUCUGCUGUCUGAACACAUGGAAGAUGUGAGUAGUUGUAAACCUUCCUGAAUUUCAGGCCAUUCCUAAGCCACCGACUCCUCCUAAACAAGAGUCAUCUAUUAGCAGCUACACAGCAAAAGUCCUGGGAAUGACACAUGUGGAAGAUGGUCCAAGGUUUGAGCCACAGCUGCAUCUUCACCAGCAUGAUCAAAUGUUAGAAGAAGAGAAAAUUAAAGUUCAGGUAUAAAAAUCACAAGAUCGUGGAGCCUAUGCGUGAAGUUAUCUUGAGUCCUUCAUUUCCCCCCAGUGUCAUUCUAUGUGGAAUCCUAUUUUGAGUUUUCUUUUAUGACUAGGUUUGAAAGCUGUUUUCUUUGUAAAGUCUACUGUGUUUGUCUGAGAUAGAGUUAAUUUUCCCAUAGCAGCCCUCUCAGUGCUGUCCUUUGUAUUGACAGCUAGAAAGGUGUUGGUAACACACCAGUGUUACGGCUGUUGCUGAGCCAUGCUCACACACCAUCAAGACUGUCUCCACAACCUUCUCCUGUUCACUAGUAGGCUGGGGAUGGGCAAGAAGUUGGGAGGGGACACAACCAAGACUGCUGAGCCAAAGAGAUCAAAGGGAUCUUCCAUACCAUAUGAUGUCUGCUCAGCAAUAAAAGCUAAGAGAAAGGGUUAGAAGAGGGUGGCAUUCAUUAUUUAUGAAAUUUGUCCUCUGGAGCAACCACUACAUGUACUGAAGCUCUGCUUCUCAAGAAGUGGCCAGACAUCACCUGCUGAAUGGGAAGUAGAGAAUAAAAUCUUUUGUUUUCCUUUGCUUCCACUUUAUUAAACUGUCUUUAUCUUGACCCAUGAGGGAUUUUUUUUUCCAUCUUAUUUUCUCCUCUGCCAUCCUGCUGAGGAGGGGACUGAUAGACAAGCUUUGUGGGCAACUGAUAUCCAAGCAAGGUCAACUCACCACAUAAAGAGAAACUUGCAGGAAGUGAGGGACAAACUGAAAAGAUGAAACCCAAGAAUCUCCUGUAGGCACAUAAAUGCAGGAGCUCGUACAUGGAGUAAAAUACCACCUCUUCUUUGUAAAAAUAGCAAUCAAUUAUUUUCUGUUGUUGGGGGAGGAAAGAUAAGGGGCAAUCAGCUUAAAUAUCUUGCAAAUAUUUCUUUUUCAUUUUUGUAAUAUACCAUACCUAAGGGAUAAGCUAGAUAUAGUUGAUCUAUUUUUAGUACAAAUGUUGGUUGGAGGUGUUUCAAGUUUUCUUCUGGGCCUACAUUUCUGGGAUUCUCUGAAAAUUAUGUCAUCUGCCCAAAACGACUACUGUUUCCAUUUGUGCUUAACUUGUGCUUAACACCUUAGUGAAAUCAGUGUAGCCCUAACUCAGCAGAAGUGUUUCUACUAAUAAUCUAGGAUAAUGAUGUAGGACCUGAAAGAAAUAUUUUGCAAAAUCUUAACUUAUUUCAAAAAGUUUCCUUGUGAAAAAAAAAUUGCCUUUUUUUACAAUAUAUAUUACAAAAAGAGACAUUUAAGCAAUGCUUCCUUCUCUUUGUGCAGUAGGUUUUCAUUCCCAUUUCCCUGUUUUCUUCUACUUAAAUAUGCACUACAAAGUUAUGUUUGUUUUUUUUUUUCUUGUUUACUGUAUCUUUAUUCAAAGUACUUUCUUAAACCUUAAAACAACAGAUAUUAUUUUUGGUAUCAAUAUAACCUUUUCUUCUCAAAAUAUUUGAGGACAUGAUACUUAACCUAGUUUUCAAAACAUAGAAUUCCUUUUUUCAUUUUCCUGGAUGACACGUAAUGGCUCUGAUGCUUCUUUUCUGGGUAUGUCAAUUCUGUCAUAUACACUAAUAUGAAAUAAUGACACAAGGUUGACUUAACUAGACAUAAUAGGGCAUAUUUCUAAAACAUUCUGUAUGGGAGGUAUAUGCAGAGAUCUUGCUACUUAUUAAUGAAAUCGAGAAAGUUCUUAUCUGCACUACAGCAUAUAUUUAUAAUAGCUUCCUAUUCCAAAGGCAUAGACUCCUUAUAUAAUAAAAUAAUAAAAAUAAAAAUUAAAAAAAAAAAAAGAAGGACUCUGAACAACAUCGUCUUGGAUAAAUUUUAGAAUUUCACCAUGUGCAGUGAAUUUGGAGCAAGAGACAACCAUCAUUGCAUCCUGAACCAGUGCAGGAACGUGUAUGUGUGUGCUAAUAGAAUAAUAACAGGACAGAUUUCAAUGCCAAGCCUCUGUAUUUCAAACUUUUACAGAGUUUUUUCUUCUGUUGAUGCUGUUUAAGUCCUUAUUUCCUGCCUUGGAAUUCAAAAUCGCUGUUUGAAUAUUAUCCAUGAAUGUAUUAGAGAGGCUCUGAACUAUCAGUGAACAUACAUUGCUUUUCCAUAAUAUCUUUCAAAUUAUUGAUGGCAGUCUAAAUUUGUUGAUGGUCUCAUCACAUGAUUUUGUUUCUUUAACAAGUGGUGGACAGGAAUUGGUUACAGCCUCCUAUUCCUGGCCUCUCCCUCUACACUUCCCCCCAUUUUUAAGCAUCAGCAAGAUUACCACAUUACAUUGGUCUACUAACAACUAUUACAUGCUGUCUUUUCCUUAUGAAUCAAUGGCCUUUUGCACAUGUAUCUAGAUUAUCAGGAACUCAACAUUUUACUUGAGUCUGAGGCUGUAUGUAUAAGCUGAGGGCUUCUCUCUGCCCCUCUGACAGCCUGAGGGAUUAUAAAAGGAAUGUCAGAAGAGCCCAUACAGGCACAACUUGGACAAAAAAAAAAAUAGUGAGUACAGACUAUGAGCUGUUGCAUUCAGGUUGCUAAUUUUUAGCUUUCCUUUUCUACCCUUGCUAUUGUUGUCAACACACACUCUCCUUUGAGCACAGCUGUGCCACCUGAAGAGAUCAUCUACAGCUGCUUUCUCAUGCAGGAGAAGCUCCCUUGGGAGCUCUCCCUCACCCAUUUCAGGAUGAGUAGCAAAUAACUUCUGUUCCAGCUGUUCAAGCCAUACAGGGCCAUAUUUAUCCAAAACAGGUGCAAGAGCAUUCACAUGAGCAAAUCUACUAGCAGCUCCAAGUGCAGUCACCUCUGAGAGAAGGGUGGUGAGGACAGGUGGCAGUGAGGUUAUUAUUUCUUCAUCCAGCAUAGCUGCAACUGAAGUGGAUUUCUACUCUGUGUGUGUGUGUGUGUGUGUCUGUCUGGUUUAAAGGUUUGUUUGGAAGUCCUGUGUUUCUUAAUUUGACUAUGCAUGUUGUGAGUGGUAAGACAGAUGUUUUUUGGUGUAGGUUUGGCAUUCAGGUUGUAGGGGUUUACUUCACACUUGCAAUCUGGUCCUGUGAAUUUAAGACCCAUUAGGCACUGAGCAAGAUAGGUUUAUUCCUGGAAUAAACUUUCAGGAAUAGAUUGGAAUAAUCUUCCAGUCUAGUUUCAACUAAGAAACCACUGGAUGUGCCCUAAAGUCGUAGUGUGAAUCAGAAAGCACACUGAGUGGGGACACUGGGAAGCUUUAGCCUAAAAGCUCAUCUAAGACAUUUAUGUAUGAAGUUACCCAUGGCACCAUGUUUGGGAGCAGGAAAGACAUAAAAUGCCCAUCUAAUGGAUGAAGGUUGAUGGUUGUCCCCUAGGGGAACCUGCUCAGCUCUGUGGUUGCUUAUACUCCCCACAAUAGUAGGGUUGUCAGCCAAGUACUUAAAUAGUUGUAUGUUUUUAAAUACAUAAAUAUGCCUACUAACAUAUUACCUUUCUCUCUAAUAUUGCCAUUUUCUUGGUGACAUGUGCCCUCUUUCAGCUUUGUCAGGAUAUAUAAGGAAGUCAAAGGGAGCACUAGCUGUAUUUAGUUCAAGACUUCAUCCAUUUAGGUAUGCAACAAUCAUAUGAUAGAUAAGAAUGUCAUGAAAAACAUGGUUCAUUUCUAAUCACAUUAACAUGUGUUCAAAAGGAAAAAAAUGUAAUUUAUGAGGUUUAUUAUUAUUAUUUCAAUUAUGUACUCUGCUACUGCUGUUUUCAUAAUUCUGUCUGUCUGUUCUGAAGGAGAAACUCAAUACAUGCUUAAUCUACCACUCAUGUACCUUGGGGUAAAGAAUAGCAAUAAAAUGGGAGUUGCCAACCAGAGUCAGCCUUAAGAACUCUGAAGAAGUAAUGGAAGCCUUUGUGUCUUCCCUGAACACAAUGGACAUUACUCUGAAGAAGCAAAUAGGAUAUUGGUUAUGCCUUUGGCUUUCUCCAGUAAGCUUGCCAGCUGCUCUGUGUGCUAUGUCUAAUUCCGUGUCGUGGACGAGGAGUCCCAUGCGAUGUGCAGGCUGCAGACCUCUGAAGCCCACUUAACUGGACCAUACACAGUCCCAGCUGUUAUAUUCCUGGGUAAGAUGAAACAAAAAGUUGCUGAGAAAGAUACUCCUUCAAGUGAAGGACCCAAUCAGAGGAUUUCUCCAGGCUUCUGAUCAGAUGGGACCUGAAAAAGAGAGGAAAGGGGCCUCAUACAAGGUCAGAGCUUUGUCAGCAAAGGCUACAGUGUUUUUACUGGCUCUAGAAGGUUCCAGGAAAGGGAGUGAUUUGUCUGGGUAAUUAGGUCAGGACAGUAGUAGUUUCGCUUCCUUUUAUCCUUGUUAUGUGGAUAACUCAGAUUUAUUUUUUCUUCUUCAUGGACUCAGCAGUACAAUUUCAAAAUUGACAUGGUGCUCAUCAGAAGUUAGUAAUUGGAUAGUGCAACCCAUUUGUAUGAUAAAGCUGAACUGUUCGGUUUUGGUUUCUAAAAGCUAAUAGGCAUUGUUCCUUCUUUGACAUUUGAUUUUAAUGGCUGUAAUGUUGCUCCUGUCCCAACAGCUAUACGUCUGGUCUGGGUGUUUGCCUUGACUAUAUGCUUCCUCUGCAGGCUGCAGGAGACUAUUUUUAACACUUUAACUUCUGGUAUAUGUAGUAGUUUCCUCAUUCCUCCAAAUGCUACUUAUCCCAUGAAACUGUCAAAGACAAAGUGCUAGCACUCAGCAGUGAAUUAAAGCUAAUAGCAGAGGUACAGGUUUUCCCAGGUCUGCAUUGCUCUAGUUAAUUCAGAAAUGGCAUAAUCAUAAAAAAAAAAAUCUUCAUUACAAUUUUGCACCAGUAUGAUCCUAUAAGUUAGUUAGGUGAAGUGAAACUUUGGUAAAAAUGGAUGUAUAAAACUCCUCUGACUGUAUCAUUUGCCACUAAAUGGAGUUUUCCAAGGUACCACUUUGGUUACUGUAGGACUGGCUUAUUGCAGCUCCUUUUCCUUUGGCCUUCAAGCAAAAUCAAUUCAUGAACUAUGCAACACUGCUUUAAGGCUUUUUUUAUGAGACUAGCCUAAUUUACAUAUGGCAUUGUCCCUACUUUACAGUCUUUUAAUUGGCUACAAGCAGCCUACCAUAUUGAUUGAAAAAUUCUUCUUACAUUUAGAGCUACAGCUAAUUAUGAUCUUUCUCCUCUCCUUGUCUACUUGAUUUGUAGUUCACAUCUCCUUUUCAGGAGCUCACUCCUUUCUCUUUCAGCCUGGAGUCUCCUCUACUGGGUCUCAUUCCUGCCUUGUUUUCAUAAAAACUCCUGUUUAAGUCUCUGUGUUUAGCAAGAUACUGAAUGAGAUGGACCCUGGGGCUCAGUGGCAAAUUCUGCUUUCCACAUAAAAACACUGGGAGGCUCUUGAUAGUAUCAUUACAUUAUCUAAGAUUGAUUGUUUAGAGAAUAUUUCAGUAGCAAAAUAGAAAAUAUAAAUUAAAAAAAAAGUCAACUCUAAGUGUUUAGUUUUAUGGAGGCUAAAGAGAGGUUACAGAGAAAAGGUCACUCAGUAAAUAAAGUGCAUAUUUCCUUGUAGUUAAAUAUAGUAGAAUCCUUACUGAAAGGGCUGUUAAAAACAGUUGUCACUCUUGAUAACUGUAAACGUGUAGCAAAGUUAAUUCAUGAAUAUAUUGUUAUGGAAGAAGUACCAGAAGAAAAUGCUAUGAUGAAGUAUUAUUUUCCAGAAAUCUGACUGUAGUAAUUUCUCCCAGAUUAUGAUCCAAUGAUAUAUGAACUUCUAACUCCUGCAAAAAAAAGGGUGUUAAAUAUUGUGGAAUAUCUAUCUGAAGACUGUUGCAUCAGGUUGCUGUACAAUCCUCACUGCUAUGUAAUCAAUGGAAAAUCUGUCUAAGCAAGAAAGAUGUGAAAUGGCAUUCCACACUGCCACGAGUAAAGCUGAUUGAAAAAAUUCCACUUGACACAUUGUGUCACAAACUGGGGGCAGAAAUUUUAGCAUAAUUCAGGAACUCAAAAGAGAAUUAUUCCAAGAUCUGGAAAAUGUUGUCAUCAAUCUCUUUGGAGUAAAAUGUGUGAAUUAUUUUUAUUCUUCCAUUCAUUAAUAUCCAUAUUUCCUUCUUUUAUGCCUUAUUUACACAUUUAAUUUAAAUGAGAGCCACUGUGUUCUGGCUAAAUGUCAUAUAUAUGUUGUAUGUAAUAGAACUAUGAUUAACUCUAUGAAUAAUUACCAUUUGCAACUAAACAAUUCAGAUGGAUAUUUUCAUUAAGAAAACAACAUGGGGUCAUUAUAAGGUUCUGGUCGCUGCCCCAGUCUCAGAAAAAAAAUAUAGUUCUCUGAACCACCAAUCUGAACUGGUGAUAAAAUAUCCCAAGUAGGCUCACAUUAAGCUGGAUAAUAUGCAGGCUGCUUGAUUUGUAUUGAAUAUGUGUCUGGUGGCUGGAACCCACUGUAAUGAACUAGCCCACAAAUCACAGCUUAAUGGGAAUCUACUUAUACAUAUUGCUUAAUUAAAAGUUGUGAGCUUAUUAACAUGUGUCUUUGGCACUGAGCUUUGGGGAUGUAAUCUCUGUGCAAAUAAGACUAGGUUGUAAAAGUUUUAUAGAUUGACAAUGAUAUUAAAUUCCAUACCCUAAUAACCCAUCAUUUUCUCAAAGCAUGGUUCCUAUUCUGUAUCUGUUCAAAACUGUGACAAAUUAUUUGUUUGUAAUCCUUUACAGUGUAGGACUCUGUGUGCUUGCUUUACCUCAGAGAUUUGGUGCCAAUGAUGUUUCAUCUACUUCCUCCUCCUUUUUUGAGUGUUGCUAGCUAUUCUGGCUGGCUUACAAAGUCAGAGACUUUUUUAUUACAGACACCCCAUGGCACAACACAUUAGUUAGAAUUGUGCCAGUGUUUCCAUUAUAAACCUCUGUUUUCAUGGGUUUAUAACUUUACUGUAAAAAUUUGCUUCAGGCUCAAACUUGGACUAGAAGUUCUAAGAGUGGGUGAGAACAUUUUUUAACAAUUAGAACAAAAAUCUGUAGUAUGUUGUUCUUGGUUACAUGACUUUUUUAAUUUCUGCAUAGCUAGUUUCAGAAACAUUUCUGUCCAAUUUUUUUUUCUCUUUAUCUCAGCUAAUUCCACUUAAUGUUCAUUAUUGAUUUCAUUUUAUGCAAGAAAAAAAAGAAUAAAGCAACCUCUUGUAACACUUUAAAA